Marmota flaviventris (yellow-bellied marmot) is the source of this 644-nucleotide messenger RNA. RefSeq names its product spindle and kinetochore associated complex subunit 2 (gene Ska2). Gene Ontology annotation, biological process: mitotic cell cycle; chromosome segregation; cell division. Lineage: Eukaryota; Metazoa; Chordata; Mammalia; Rodentia; Sciuridae. Gene Ontology annotation, molecular function: microtubule binding. Gene Ontology annotation, cellular component: spindle microtubule; outer kinetochore. The record is from RefSeq and is a predicted model, not a curated record.
CGCCGCCGCGGUCUGAGGAAUGUCAACUAUUCAACAUGGAGGCGGAGGUCGAUAAGCUCGAACUGAUGUUCCAGAAAGCUGACUCUGAUCUGGAUUACAUUCAGUAUAGGCUGGAAUAUGAAAUCAAGAGAAAUCAUCUUGAUUCAGCAGGCCAGAAAAAUCCAGUUUCUGUCCUAAAGGAAUUGUCAGCGAUGAAGUCUCGCUAUCAAUCUUUAUAUGCACGUUUUAAACCAGUUGCUGUUGAGCAGAAAGAGACUAAGAGCCGCAUUUAUGCUACUUUGAAUAAGACUAUGACCAUGAUAGAAGAACUACAAAAGCAAACAGAUCUGGAGCUGUCACCACUGACUGAAGAAGAGAAAACUGUGACAGAGCAAUUAAAAUCUCACAUAAUAGACUCAUGAAGAAAUGGACUUGCAAAAGGAAACUAAGGAAGAGAUCCAUUCCAGAGAAAUUUAGGAAGAUGUCUUGUUAACACUUGAUAAUUGGAGGUGGGGGACUGGUAAAGGAGAGGAGUUUAUAUGUCUUUAAUAUGAGUGGAAAUAUAAGAGCCAGAUAUUAUCUACAUAAAAUUUAGCCCCCAUGCUUCCCCCAAAAAGAAAAGUGGAAUGGAAAUGCAGGGAUUUAAAUAUAUAUUUAUAAAUAUA